Apaloderma vittatum (bar-tailed trogon) is the source of this 2595-nucleotide messenger RNA. RefSeq names its product nesprin-1-like. Gene Ontology annotation, cellular component: cytoplasm; nuclear outer membrane; meiotic nuclear membrane microtubule tethering complex. The annotation marks the transcript as partial. The transcript has 19 exons. The record is from RefSeq and is a predicted model, not a curated record. Lineage: Eukaryota; Metazoa; Chordata; Aves; Trogoniformes; Trogonidae. Gene Ontology annotation, biological process: nuclear migration. Gene Ontology annotation, molecular function: actin filament binding.
CGCAAUCCUCCUUUGCUGGUCAAUGAUCUGUUUGAAGAUAUCAAGGAUGGAGUAAUGCUUAUUGCCCUUUUGGAGGUUCUUUCAGGGCAGAAGCUGCCUUGUGAACAGGGACGUCAGCUGAAGAGAAUUCACUGGGUUGCCAACAUUGGUACAGCUCUUAAGUUUCUAGAAGGAAGACGGAUAAAGCUUGUGAACAUCAACUCAACUGAUAUUGCUGAUGGCAGGCCUUCUAUUGUGCUUGGCUUGGUGUGGACCAUAAUUUUGUAUUUUCAGAUUGAAGAGCUUACCAGCAACCUCCCACAGCUGCAGUCCUUGUCUAGCAGCGCUUCUUCUGUGGAGAGUGUUGUCAGUUCAGAAACUGCAAGUCCCCCAAGCAAACGGAAGGUGGUAACCAAGGUCCAAGGAAGUGCCAGGAAGGCUUUGUUAAAAUGGAUACAGUACACAGCAGCAAAGCAAGUUGGAAUUGAAAUCAAAGAUUUUGGACAAAGUUGGAGGAGUGGUGUGGCAUUUCAUUCUGUUAUUCAUGCUAUUCGCCCAGAUUUAGUGGACAUGGAGAAAGUGAGAGGAAGGUCAAAUAGAGAAAACCUGGAAGAAGCCUUCACACUCGCAGAAGCAGAGUUAGGAAUUCCAAGGCUGCUUGAUCCAGAAGAUGUGGAUGUUGACAAGCCAGAUGAAAAGUCUAUCAUGACUUACGUAGCGCAGUUUUUGAAGUACUAUCCUGAUCCUCAUCAUACAGUGACUGAUGUGCAGGAGAAUGAUGAACUUCAAGCAGUCCCAACUUUUCUCAUUUCUUUUAUGAAAUUUAAGAGAGAAGACAGACUGAUGCUGAGAGACCUGAAAGUGUGGGCAGAACAAUUUGAAAGAGACAUAGCCCGAGCACAAGUGGUGGAAACGAGCCCACAGGAGAAAUACCAGUCAUUUAAGCAUUUCAGAGUACAGUAUGAGGUAAAAAGGAAACAGAUUGAACUUGUAACCCAGUCAUUAAGGAAAGAUGGUAAAUUAUCACUUGAUCAAGCUAUGGUGAAGCAAGCAUGGGACAGAGUUUCUUCCAGGCUACUUGAUUGGCACAUACACCUUGAUAAAUCUCUUCCUGCACCUUUGGGUACCAUAGGUGCUUGGCUCUAUAGAGCAGAGGCUGCUCUGAGGGAAGAAAUAACCCUUCACCAAGCUCAUGAGGAAACAGCAAAUACAAUACACCGGAAGCUUGAACAGCAUAAGGAUCUGCUGAAAAGCAUAGAUGGUCACAAAAAGGCAUUCCACGAGAUCCACGGGGCCAGAUCUGUUAACGGAGUGCCUGUUCCAUCUGACCAAUUAGAGGAUAUGGCAGAGAGGUUUAAUUUUGUUGUCUCUUCAUCUGAGCUCCAUCUGCUGAAGAUGGAGUUUCUGGAACUGAAGUACCGUCUACUGUCAUUAUUGGUCCUUGCAGAAUCAAAGUUAAAGUCAUGGAUUAUCAAAUACGGAAGGAGAGAGUCAGUGGAACUACUGCUUCAAAAUUAUAUUUCUGUUAUUGAAAACAGUAAGUUCUUUGAGCAGUAUGAAGUUACUUACCAGAUCUUGAAAAGAGCAGCUGAAAUGUACGCCAAAGCAAAUGGCUCAGUGGAAGAAGUUGAGAAUGUGAUGAAAUUCAUGAAUGACACAACAGCGCAGUGGAGGAACCUCUCGGUGGAGGUGAGAAGUGUAAGAAGCAUGUUGGAAGAAGUAAUUGCUAAUUGGGACAGGUACAGCAGCACUGUGGCAGGUCUGCAAGCAUGGCUGGAAGAUGCUGAAAAAAUGCUGAAUCAGCCUGAACAUUCUAAAAAGGAUUUCUUCCGGCACUUACCUCAUUGGAUCCAACAGCACACAGCCAUGAAUGAUGCUGGUAAUUUUCUAAUUGAAACAUGUGAUGAGACUAUUUCCAGAGACCUUAAACAGCAGCUUCUGUUACUAAAUGGAAGAUGGAGAGAAUUGUUUAUGGAAGUUAAGCAGUAUGCUCGAGCAGAUGAACUGGACAAAAUGAGGAAGGAAUACUUGGAUGGUGUUGCUCAUUUGACUGCUUUUAUUGAUGGGAGCAACAGGAAAUUUGCAGUCCCUGUAGAAGUGUCUUUCCUUGAUGUCAAAAUGUUCGUACAAGAUCUUGAAAAUAUUAAGCAGAAAUUGCCUGCGAUGGAAGCUCAGUACAAAAUGGUAACAAGAACAGCCCAACUUGUUACAAAAGAAGUUCCCCAAGAGGAAGUGAAUGAAAUGCUUGGAACUUUGACAAGGAUCAAAGAGCAGCUGAGCAAGGUUAAGGACUGUUCCUGUACCCUGCUCUAUGAAUGCCAGCAUCUGCUGCCUCCCCUGGAAGAACUGGAGAAACAAAUCACACAUUUUUAUGAAUCUCUCGAAAAAGUCAAUGAAAUCAUUUCGAUCCUGGAUCCUGAAGCACAACCUACAACUGUUCUUAAACAAAAAGCCCAAGAUUUGGUAGCUUAUCAAGAAAACUGCAAGAAAGAUUUGUCCCUGAUUGAGAGAAAUAGUCAGAGUAUCCUGGAGCGUGUGGCUUCGAGUGAAGCGUUACAGUACUUCCAUCAGUCAACAUUUCAGAAGAAAGUUACACAAGUUCAGCUUACUUUUCAG